Molecule: messenger RNA, 2696 nt
Organism: Uranotaenia lowii
Lineage: Eukaryota; Metazoa; Arthropoda; Insecta; Diptera; Culicidae
Exons: 2
Coding region: 105-2225 (706 amino acids)
Biological process (GO): DNA integration
Molecular function (GO): nucleic acid binding
Source: RefSeq, a predicted model, not a curated record
GAAUACCAAGAUGCUAUUUUUCGAGAGCCGUUGAUGAAGUCGAAAUUCACACGUUUGUUGAUGCCAGCGAAGCUGCUUAUUCAUGUGUCAGCUAUGUCCGAUGCAUGGAUCCGUUAGGCGCAGUGGAAGUUGCGUUGGUUGGAGCCAAAACAAAAGUAGCCCCUCUGAAGCCAUGGUCCAUACCCCGACUUGAGCUUCAAGGAUGUGUGUUAGGUUCCAGAUUUACUCGAUUCCUCGAAGAAGGUCAUUCACUACGCUUCACAAAACGAGUCAUGUGGUCCGACUCUAGUACGGCCCUAAGCUGGAUAAACUCAGAUCCUCGUAAACUUCAUCGAUUCGUUGCUUUCCGUAUAACCGAAAUAUUAGAGUUGACAACACGUAGCGAGUGGAGAUGGGUCCCGACCAAACAAAAUCCAGCUGAUGAAGCAACCAAGUGGGGCGUUGGACCUCACUUUAAUGAUAAAAGCAUCUGGUACAGUGGACCAGAUUUCCUUUCGUAUUCCGAAGAUCAAUGGCCUGCCAGGAAAACGGCAUCGCCCGCGACCGAAGAGCUUCGUCCUUGUUACGCACAUACUGAAAUUUUCCUCCCAGAACCGCAACUAGAACCCGAAAGGUUUUCGAACUGGAACCGUCUUCUCAGGACCACAGCAUACUUACAUCGUCUCUUGUCUAAGAAAAUUCACCCAAAUGAAAACCGCCCUUUAGAAAUUCUCAAGCAAAACGAAUUGCAGUCGGCGGAAAGAACGUUGUUCAAACAAGCACAGUGGCAAAUUUAUCCAGAUGAAAUGAUUAUCCUGUCCAAGUGUAAUCUAGACGGAAAAAACCAGCAAUUAGUCGAUCGUUCCAGUAGCAUCUAUCAUCUGUCUCCGGUUCUAGAUGAACACGGAGUUCUAAGGGUGGAUGGAAGAAUCCGAAAUGCUCCUAAAGUCGAACUGGAUUGUAAGUAUCCUAUUAUCCUUCCAAAAAACCAUCAUGUGACCUAUCUACUCGUCGAUGACUACCAUAAAAGAUUUCAUCACGGGAAUAACGAAACCAUUGUAAAUGAGAUCAGACAACGUUUUCACAUUCCUUCUAUCCGUGGGUUCGUCAAGGAUGUGGUAAAGAAAUGUCAGUACUGUAAAGUGAGCAAGGCACGCCCUGUAGUUCCGAGAAUGGGACCUCUUCCGUUGGCUCGAUUGUCUGCCGGUGUUCGACCAUUCGCUUACGUUGGUGUGGACUAUUUUGGGCCCUUGCAAGUAAAGGUAGGAAGAGCAACCGUCAAAAGAUGGGUGGCACUGUUCACCUGUCUAACUAUCAGGGCCGUACAUCUCGAGGUGAUCUACAGCUUAACUACCGAAGCCUGCAUCAUGGGAAUUCGUCGAUUCAUUGGUCGUCGGGGUUCCCCUGUUGAAUUCCAUAGUGACAAUGGUACAAACUUUCAAGGCGCUGAAAGAUUGUUGCGCGAGCAAAUCAACAUGGGACUCGAGUUUACGUUCACCAAUACGAACACCAAAUGGUUAUUCAUUCCUCCUGGAGCCCCCCAUAUGGGCGGUUCCUGGGAGAGAAUGGUCAGGUCCAUCAAGGUGGCAAUAUCAGAUGCAUACAACGAAAAUUUGGAUGACGAACGUCUUCUUACAUUGCUUAUUGAAGCCGAAUCAAUAGUCAACUGUCGGCCGCUGACCUAUCUGCCCUUGGAUUCAGCUGAGCAGGAAGCCCUUACGCCGAACCACCUAUUGUUAGGCAACUCAACAGGCGUUCAUCAACCGGAACAGCAUGCAGUGUGUGACCGUAAGCUGUUAAGUCGAUCCUGGGAUACACUUCAAAAACAGAUUGGUUCAUUUUGGAAGAGGUGGACCUUAGAAUAUCUUCCGACUCUAACAAAAAGAACGAAGUGGUUCGGAGAGACGAAAAACAUCGAAAAAGGAGAACUAGUUAUCAUUGUAGAAGGUUCACGACGUAACAAUUGGGCCAGAGGUCGAGUUCUAGAAGUGGUUUCCUCACCAGACGGACGAGUUCGGCAGGCGAUAGUGCAGCUAGCGUCAGGUACUAUAUGUCGUCGCCCAGUAUCCCGAUUGGCAGUACUAGAAGUUCAGGACGGAAGUGGAACCGGAUUCGGAUUCCACCGGGGGGAGGAUGUUGCUGCAAGGGCAACAGAGUCUCAAAAUGAAGCAGUCACUGUGACAGGAGAACUGUCAAGUGCUAAACUGACAGAUAGCAAAACCGGAACUAGUAAGGGUAGAAUGUAGACAGAGGUGAACGAUAGCAGGUUGCCACGAGUGGUUGGAUUAUUUUGUAAAAGUUAGUUGAAGUUGAAGUUUAGUUGAAGUUUAAGUUGGGAUCUUGUGAAGAUCAGCAGUAGAUAAAUAGCGGUACAAGCAGUCGUGAAAGUGAUUUGAUUUCCAAUUGGAAACGAGAAAGUUUGAAAACGUUUUCCAUCAACUAUAAAGUCGCUACGUCGUAACACUUUGUUACAUGGCCUGUAGAUAGGCCUUUCCUUCAUCACCAGAAAAGCCAGAUAGAGCAUAGCGUAAAUAUUUGUUUAUUAUAUAUGCCUUUACAAGUAUACUGAAGUUUUGUUUAACACAGGCAUCUAUCGAACCUAAGCUGUAAGAUUGUUGGUAUCGAACAUAAGCCGCAGAAGGCCACUGAAAUAGUGAGUUUGAGAACUUUGAGAAAUAAUGUUCAGAAAUAUUCAUUAUUAUUAUUAUAUUUUAGUU